AUGACUUCAGGAUUGAAGGGAUUCGCGGCCUUGAAACCCGCCGUUAUUUCAAAGGUCAAUGUUGACGUGACUAAAAUCCAUCCUUUUGGGGCGGCCCACAAUGGGUCUAGGCUUACACAUUUCGAAUGCCCUACUGGGAGUAUUGAAUCAGUUCCAGGGUUCGAGCCGGCCUUCAAAGCUGAUAUCACUUUCGGCGGUGACUGGUUUUCCAUGGACGCAGACGGGGAGCAUGGCCGCGUCGACUUCAGAGGAAUCGCCAGAACAGAGGAUGGCAACGAGAUUGACGUUCGUGUCUUUGGCAUUGUGAAAAUGGGGCCUGAGGCGUCCAAGCUUUUCAAUCUGCAGCCGGACAUGGCCACAGUCCCUUUUGGGUGGAUCACUGCCAAGGCUGAGUACAUUGUUUCAGACCCCAGGUUGAAGGUCUUAGAAAACAGCAUUCUUGUAGGCAAUGCUAGUGCGAUUGUUGAUGCCAAUGGAGUUACUAUCGAGAACAGGCAGUCGAUUGUUGUCGCAACGACCGCUGAAUAA
Neoarthrinium moseri is the source of this 528-nucleotide messenger RNA. RefSeq lists its product as uncharacterized. Lineage: Eukaryota; Fungi; Ascomycota; Sordariomycetes; Amphisphaeriales; Apiosporaceae. The record is from RefSeq and is a predicted model, not a curated record. Bases 1 to 528 code for a protein of 175 amino acids. The transcript has 5 exons.